AUGGAGGUGGGAACAUUAUUAAUGCAAGCAAACAAAACUUCCAUCGAUGAACAUACGUUACUUGAAGAAGGAAUGUCAAGCACAACAAAUGAGGGCAUCAAUGUGGCAUACAUACCUCACCUUGCUGAAGAAGUAACCGAUUUUAUAAUUGAAGACAAUACAAAAAGAAAAAAGAAAUUGGAAGAAAUUGAAAUAUUCAAAACAAAAAGAUCAGAACCGAGAGAGUACCUGGUUACCUGCGCAGAUGACACAUGCAGCUGGUUUGUGAGAGCUUCUAAAUACAGAAAUCAAGAUUUAUUCAAGGUACGAAAAUGCAUUCCAAAUCAUACUUGCUCUAUUGAAAUUGUUAUGGAGGAUCAUAGGCAAGCAAAAAGCAUCAUAAUUGGGGAAUUAAUAAAGAAUAAGUACAAGUCAAUCAAAAGAAAUUAUACUCCAAAUGACAUCAGGAAUGACAUGAAUGAUGACUUUGGAGUAAUCAUGGGAUACACAAAAGCAUGGAGAUCAAGAGAAAAAGCUUUGCUUCUAGUAAGAGGGAACCCCGAUGAUUCAUAUCAAAAGUUGCCAAUGUAUUUUUACAUGUUAAAGCAAGCAAAUCCAAGAACAGUAACACAUCUACUCACAGACAAUGAAGAUAGAUUCAAAUACCUAUACAUAGCUUUCUUUAAUGCAAUCAAAGGUUGGAGAUACUUGAGGCCUAUCAUUGUCGUUGAUGGAACUUUCUUAAAAAAUGCACAUGGCGGCACCCUAUUUUCAGCAUCAACAUUUGAUCCAAACAACAACAUUUUUGUCUUGGCUUUUGGAAUAAAAGACACAUAUGGAGAACCCGAAGGAUUGGCUAUUGUUUCCGACAGACACAAGAGCAUAAAGAAUGCAGUACAUAUAGUGUACCCAAAUGCGUUCCAUCGAGCUUGCAUGUAUCACUUGCUCAAUAAUUUGAAAAGCAAGUAUGGAAACCAUGGAGAAGAGCUACAAAUGAAUUUCAUUGUAGCAGCAAAAGCAUACACAAAAAUAGAAUGUGAACACUACAUGAGAAGCCUUGAUAGACUUGACAGACGCAUUAGACCAUAUUUAGAGAAAGCCAAGUAUGAAACUUGGGCAAGAUCACACUCACCAAUAAAAAUAUACACCAUGAUGACAUCCAACAUCGCAGAAUUGCUCAACGCUGCACUAAAAGCUGCAAGAAAUCUCCCUAUUGAUAUCCUAGUUGAAUGA
Molecule: messenger RNA, 1212 nt
Organism: Humulus lupulus (European hop)
Lineage: Eukaryota; Viridiplantae; Streptophyta; Magnoliopsida; Rosales; Cannabaceae
Exons: 4
Coding region: 1-1212 (403 amino acids)
Source: RefSeq, a predicted model, not a curated record